Messenger RNA from [Torrubiella] hemipterigena, 907 nucleotides. NCBI's taxonomy places the organism in Eukaryota, Fungi, Ascomycota, Sordariomycetes, Hypocreales, Clavicipitaceae. The record is from the annotation of a GenBank genome assembly.
CACCAGCGAUAUCGAUUUCUCUAAAUAAGCCUACUAAACUAUAUAAUUCUUGCAACAGAAAAAUAUAUAUAACCUUCUAUUCCGUCAGGUCGUCAGCAUGGACCCCCUCCGCUCUGAACGUCUCGUAUACACAGCAUACGACGCUGCUCUACAUGAGGAGCUACAGUGGACAAUGCACAACGACGUCGUCUCAUGGACCAACGCGUGCGCGCAGAUCCAGCGACCAAUGGACCGCAAGCUUCACAACGGUAUUCUAAGCUGGCGCUCAAACCAGCUACUCUUUGCCAUCAUCAACAUUGCGGCGGAUGACAACACCCUGACGCCAAUCGGACAAGUCGUCCUCGACGCAGACGACCCAAAGACCAUGGCGCAGCACCGUGACUGCACGCUCAGCAUUGGCAUCCACAAGGACUUUCGCCGAAGAGGCUACGGUAGUGAGGCGAUCAGUUGGGCGCUUGGAUGGGCCUUUGACUAUGCUAACAUGCACCGUGUCGGGCUCGAGGUCUACGAGUGGAAUGAGGCUGCAAUUGGAGCAUACGUAAAGGUAGGGUUUCAGGAAGAGGGGCGCCGUCGCGAGAGUAUAUUCCUCCGCGGGCGGUACUGGGAUAAGAUUCUCAUGGGUGUCCUGGCGAGUGAAUGGCCAGACCAGCAGCAGCAAAAGCCCAUAAUCGCUGAUAUAGCUGUUAGGUCUGUAAAGUCGUAAGAUUGGGGUAGAGCGGGGUUGUGCGUAGCCUUGCGUAGGAAACGGCGCUUAUAGGGUAUAUUCCUCCUGGCUUUUGUUAAGAGCAAGCUAUAAUACGUUAGACUAGAAAGAUCUUUUUAGUACUAUUUAUUAUAUUUCUCGUUCAUACUAGCUACUAUGAGUUACUUAGAUCUACAAUAACAGCCGUACGAGUUUAAUCUCUUG